AUGAGCCGAUGCUAUCGACCGGAGGUUUCAAAAAAUGCUUGGGAAGCACGACUGUAUCGGGUUCAUGAGUUCACAAAGAUUGAAAUGUAUGCGGUUUGUGACGAUAAGCAGAGUGAUGGUAUUCUGGAUGAAUUUGUUAAUUUGCAAUGCGAAAUAUUUGAAUCGCUUGGUUUGCACUGCAGAUUACUGGAUAUGCCAACUGAAGAAUUAGGCGCCCCGGCGGCUCGUAAAUUCGACGUUGAAGCAUGGAUGCCGGGUAGGAAGGUUUUUGGUGAAGUGUCAAGUGCAUCAAAUUGUACUGAUUUUCAGUCGCGAAGAUUGGGUUCGUAUUUUGUUUGA
Molecule: messenger RNA, 339 nt
Organism: Anisakis simplex (herring worm)
Lineage: Eukaryota; Metazoa; Nematoda; Chromadorea; Rhabditida; Anisakidae
Source: the annotation of a GenBank genome assembly